Phycodurus eques (leafy seadragon) is the source of this 3693-nucleotide messenger RNA. Its product is annotated as thyroid hormone receptor alpha-B-like. The record is from RefSeq and is a predicted model, not a curated record. Gene Ontology annotation, molecular function: nuclear receptor activity; zinc ion binding; RNA polymerase II cis-regulatory region sequence-specific DNA binding. Gene Ontology annotation, biological process: retinoic acid receptor signaling pathway; cell differentiation; thyroid hormone receptor signaling pathway. Lineage: Eukaryota; Metazoa; Chordata; Actinopteri; Syngnathiformes; Syngnathidae.
AAGUGGCAGGAAUAUCACUUAUCCAUAGUACAAAAAAAAAGCAUUAGCUUAGCGGUACCCAUUACUUGGUAAUGUACGCCACACAAGUUACAGAUUGAUGUCAUCAACAUGAAAAAAGAACUUAAAUAUGAGUGUAGUUGAAGCCACAUUAAAUGAGCAACUUAGAGCAGACUUGACAUGCCAAAUAGCCACAUACAUGUAAACAAGCAAACCAUUCUCAGUACACUUCUUUAAAGACUCUUAAGUGAUAGACAGACAGAGACACGGACUGCAGCAACCCUGCCGAUUGUGUGUGGGUCCAUGAAGGCGACUGUGUGUGUGCGCGUGCAUAGUGUACAACCAACCUUAGUAUUGUCCUCUUUAGAGGAACUCGGAAGUAGUGACUGUAUUUACGGUUUAAGUAUGCCAAUCCCUCGUCAGUCGUUAGCGUCCAUUGUGUUUGCGCCGCUGGCUGCUUGGGUGCACGUGAGUUAUCUGUGUGGAAAACAUGCAACACGUCACGUGACGUCAUCGCCCCAGACGGCUCCGUUGGUAAAUAUUUUGCCUUUUUUUUUCGAUAUUGUUCUUAGCCGUUGUGUGCAUUUUAGUUAUGGAUAGUUAAGAAUAUAGUUUUUUUGGUCUGUUUUAUUAGUCAUUACUAAAAGGCAGAAAAUUGGUCUUCACUUAUGAUGACAUGCAUCAUGACUGAAUCAAGUGUCCUGGUUAUUAACUGGCCUCAUGUUCCCAAGCACUGUAGUUUGUUAAUGAUAAAUAUCUGUUGCCUGACGAUAAAUAGGAUAGUAUACAAAAGCAUGUUAAGCUCUGGUUCUCGUGAACAAAAAGGUAACUAUUGGCAGCUAAAUCAAAGUAACUGUAAUCUGACUUCUCUAAUAUAAAAAGUAAUGCGUUAGAUUACUUAUGAUGUCACCGGACCACAUUUUGGGAGUAACGCGUUACCGACAUCGCUGAUUGACACACACUCCAAAAAGGUUUUUACUUGCCUAUCGAGGCCACAAGAUGGCGGCAAAUCAUUUUUUUCUGUUAGAUAAGGUCAUGACCUGACUUCAACAGUCUCUGGGCUCCAAGAUGGCGGCAAAGCAAUAUUUUUGUAUUAGAUAUGGCUUAUCGGUGACAUUUUCAGCGAAUGAAAUGUCAGUGAAUUCACUGCAUUGUCUCCUUAUAUUGGGGAUUUUCAUUUAUUUCAGGUGCGUCUGUAACAUAUACCCGUAAUGAACAGAAGAAUAUAGCGGGUGAUUACUGUAAUCCCCGAGCAUGUGUGCAAGAUGCGUGAGUCCGUUCACAUGGCGGUCAAAACACGACCGUGAUCCAAGCCUCUUUGUAAUUGUUUGUCUUUGCAGUAAACGGGCCAAGGCUAGAGGAAAGUGAGCAGGGAAUAAAAGAAGGAGAAGAAAAAGAAAAACAGCAACAUGCAAUCAAACAGCAGUAGUCAGGGUGGAGGCGAGGCGGACCGUGCCACGCAGGAGACCCGAGGAAAUAAUUAGCUGUCUGCACAAACGCACACGCAACAUGACUGACCUAAUGGGCCUUUCCCCUCCGCACUUUUGAGGACAACCGCCAAGCCCCCCGCGGCCUCCAAGGUCAUCCGCCAAGGUCUAAGAUCGUCAUCACUUCACGCCGCAAGGGGGUUCCCUUCAAGGGACCGCCGCCACCCCUCCCCCACCCGCACCCCCAUCCCGCCCGACACCGCAGGGCCCGGUCCCCUGCCAUCUUCCGGCGACCGACCCCUCCCGAGCGGCGAAUGACAAGCGUGCAUCCGAGGGCGGGGCUUGCCUCAGUCUCUCGUGAUUGGCUGCUGGAUGGAAUUGAGGUGAAUGGAACACAUGCCCAAGGAGCAAGAGCCAAACCCACUCGAGGGCGAAGAGAAACGGUGGCUCAAUGGCCCAAAGAGGAAGAGGAAGAACAGCCAAUGUUCGGUUAAGAGUAUGACGGGGUACAUCCCCAGCUAUCUGGAGAAGGAUGAGCCAUGCGUGGUGUGCGGCGACAAAGCCACAGGCUACCACUACCGCUGCAUUACCUGUGAGGGCUGCAAGGGUUUCUUCCGCAGAACCAUCCAGAAGAACCUUCACCCCGCCUACUCGUGCAAGUAUGAAGGCUGCUGCAUCAUCGACAAGAUCACGCGCAACCAGUGUCAGCUGUGUCGCUUCAAGAAGUGCAUCGCAGUGGGCAUGGCCAUGGACUUGGUGCUGGACGACUCCAAGAGGGUGGCCAAGCGGCGUCUGAUCGAGGAGAACCGGGAGCGCCGCAAGAAGGAGGAGAUGGUCAAGACGCUCCAAAACCGGCCGGAGCCCAGCGGGUCGGAGUGGGAGCUGAUCCACUUGGUGACCGAGGCCCACCGGCACACCAACGCUCAGGGCGCCCAGUGGAAGCAGAAGCGCAAAUUCCUGCCGGACAAAAUUGGGCAGUCGCCGGUGGCGCCCACGUCUGACGGCGACAAGGUGGACCUGGAGGCCUUCAGCGAGUUCACCAAGAUCAUCACUCCCGCCAUCACGCGAGUGGUCGACUUUGCCAAAAAACUGCACCUGUUCUCCGAGUUGCCCUGCGAGGACCAGAUCAUCCUGCUGAAGGGCUGCUGCAUGGAGAUCAUGUCGCUGCGGGCGGCCAUGCGCUACGACCCCGAGAGCGAGACGCUGACGCUGAGCGGCGAGAUGGCGGUCAAGCGCGAGCAGCUCAAGAACGGCGGGCUGGGCGUGGUGUCGGACGCCAUCUUCGACCUGGGCAAGAGCCUGGCGCAGUUCAACCUGGACGACACGGAGGUGGCGCUGCUGCAGGCAGUGCUGCUCAUGAGUUCAGACCGCUCGGGCCUGACGUGCGUGGACAAGAUCGAGAAGUGCCAGGAGACGUACCUGCUGGCGUUCGAGCACUACAUCAACUAUCGCAAGCACAACAUUCCUCACUUCUGGCCCAAGCUGCUGAUGAAGGUGACGGACCUGCGCAUGAUCGGCGCUUGCCACGCCAGCCGCUUCCUGCACAUGAAGGUGGAGUGUCCCAACGAGCUCUUCCCGCCGCUCUUCCUGGAGGUCUUCGAGGACCAGGAAGUGUGACGGAGGGGGCGGGAGGGGGAAACGUUGACAUCCGGGAAAGGGGGGAAAAAAAAAAAAAAAAGCGUACAUUUCUGAACUGGAAAAGGACUCGCCAGCAGGAAGAGGGAGAGGAGCAAAACAGGAAAUAUUGACGGCCCUUCUGUCUGAGCAUGCUGUUUCCUUUUACGCCAACACACACACACACACACACACACAGAAACGGCAACCAUAUAGCUCCUCUCAGUAUUACGCUCAUGUUUCUCUGUGGCGUCGAGUCCGUUCACAACGGACCGGACGCGGAUUCCUCAAGUUAAUCUGAGCCGUUACAGUCCAUCCCAAGUGACACCGGUGCUAAUGUUCUUCAGACUACUCCAUUUUUUUGUGUUGAACAUGGCUCCAUAUCAACCUCUUUUUUUUUUAUUUUUUUAUUUUUUUUUUAUAAUUCCCCCCCUCCCAUUUUUUUAAAGUCAUCGGACCGGCGCCUGUGACACAGACACACACACACACACAGACACGCACACACACAGCCUCACCUCAGCGUAACGUGAAUGCCUCAUUGGCUGCCUUGCACGGUGGCUCGUUUUUGUGUUUUUUGUUCUUUUUCGUUUGGGGGUCCUAACCUGCGGGGACUUUACCAAGUCCUAUUACAGACUUCCAUACUUUUGCCUUUUUU